AUGACCGAUAUAGACUCCGGUGCUCCAAGAAUACCUAACUUUGAAUUGGCUGAUAAUGCCUUUUUAUUGACAAAACAUGAAUUAUCUCAUCGCCACCCAAAGGCUUUAAGUUAUUUGAAAGAACAAAUUGAAAAAGAACAUUUAGCUCCAUAUUAUUAUUAUUUACAACAUGAAUACGUUCCAAAUGCAUUGAAAUGGGAUCAAUCUUUAUAUGAAUCUUUAUUGAAGAAAAAUCAAGAAGAAAUAUCAAAAUUGAAAAAAUCUAUUGAAGAAGUUGAAGAAAAAGAUGAAGGUCAAUUAGAAACUGCUGAAGGUUAUAAAAAAUUAGGUGAAUAUUAUGCUAAAAUUGGUGAUAAAUCAAAUGCAAUUACAACUUUGAAAAAAGCCUUAGAAUUAACUCCAUCAACUGGUUCCAAAAUUGAUAUUUCUUUAACAAUUACAAGAAUUGGGUUUUUCUACGAUGAUAAAAAUUUCAUUGCCAAACAAUUAGAAUUUACAAACUCUUUGAUUGAAAAAGGUGGUGAUUGGGAACGUCGUAAUCGUUAUAAAACUUAUCAAGGUUUAUAUUUAUUAUCAAUUAGAGAUUUCCAAAAAAGUUCAAGUUUAUUAAUUGAUUCAUUAGCAACUUUUACAUCAACUGAAAUUGCCACUUAUGAACAAUUGGCAGUUUAUGCAACAAUUGCAGGUGGAUUUGCAUUAACGAGAAAUGAUUUGAAAAGUAAAAUUAUUGAUUCUCCAGAAAUUUUAUCAUUAUUACCAACUACACCUGAAUUAGAACCAAUAACUUCAUUAACAAUUUCAUUAUAUACAAGUGAUUAUUCAUCAUAUUUCAAAUUCUUAUUACAAACAAAUGAUGAAAUCUUAUUACCAUCAAGAUAUUUAUCAAUACAUUCAAAUUAUUUUAUUAGAGAAAUGAGAAGAAAAGCUUAUGCUCAAUUAUUAGAAUCUUAUAAAACUUUAUCAUUAAAAUCAAUGGCUGAUGCAUUUGGAGUUAGUGUUGAAUUCUUGGAUAAUGAUUUAUGUAAAUUCAUUCCAAAUAAGAAAUUAAAUUGUGUUAUUGAUAGAGUUAAUGGAAUAAUUGAAACUAAUCGUCCAGAUAAUAAAAAUGCUCAAUAUCAAUUGUUAAUUAAACAAGGUGAUUCACUAUUAACAAAAUUACAAAAAUAUGGUGCUGCAGUUAGAUUAAGUGGAACUACAGAACGUGUUGCUUAA
Molecule: messenger RNA, 1212 nt
Organism: Hansenula anomala
Lineage: Eukaryota; Fungi; Ascomycota; Saccharomycetes; Phaffomycetales; Wickerhamomycetaceae
Gene: RPN7
Product: proteasome regulatory particle lid subunit RPN7
Exons: 1
Coding region: 1-1212 (403 amino acids)
Biological process (GO): proteasome-mediated ubiquitin-dependent protein catabolic process
Cellular component (GO): proteasome regulatory particle
Molecular function (GO): protein binding
Source: RefSeq, a predicted model, not a curated record